AUGGUCGCAGCCACAGAUACCUCGAAGGACCUGCCGUUCCAGACGGUCCAGGUCGAGGCCCUCGUCGUCAUGAAGAUCACCAAGCACUGCUCGUCCGCCUUCCCGACCACCGCUACGGGCGCCAUCGUCGGCAUGGAGAACAAGGGCACGCUCGAGGUCACCAACACCUUUGCGUUCCCCUCGGUGGCUGACGCUGCCGUCGAGUCCGGCGCCAACGAGCGCGGCCACCAGAACGACGCGUCGGCCAUUGCCGCCGCCGCACCGCGCGCCAAGUCCAACGUGACGUACCAGGCCGACAUGAUCCGCCACCUCAAGGAGGUCAACGUCGACGCCAACAGCGUCGGCUUCUACACGAGCGCGACAAUGGGCAACUUUAUCAACAUGAGCUUCAUCGAGAACCUGUACCACUACCAGCGCGACGCCCAGGCCGGCGCGGCCACCGUCGCCCUUGUCUACGACGUCAGCCGCAGCUCGCAGGGCGCCCUGAACCUGCGUGCGUUCCGCCUGUCCAGCGCGUUUGUCGCCGCGUACAAGGAGGGCAAGUUCACAACCGAGACGCUGCAAAAGUCCAAGCUGUCCUUCAAGGACAUCUUGGUCGAGCUGCCCGUCGCCGUCCACAACUCGCACCUCCUGACCACCUUCAUGCACCAGCUGCCCGCGCCGCCGGCCACCGCCGAGGUCGACCUGCCCGCGUCGCUGUCCGACAUCCACGGCGCGCCCCUGGCCUUCCCCGCCUACCCGUCGCUCGACGCCCUCGACCUGUCCAUCGACCCGUUCCUGGAGAAGACGUGCGACCUGCUGCUCGACAGCGUCGAGGCGCACUACACCGACCUCAACAACCACCAGUACUACCAGCGCCAGCUGACGCGCGAGCAGCAGAAGAUUGCCGCGUGGCAGACCAAGCGCAAGGCCGAGAACGCCGCCCGCACCGCCGCCAAGCAGGCCCCGCUCCCCGAGGACGAGUGGCAGCGGCUGUUCAAGCUGCCCCAGGAGCCCAGCCGCCUCGAGAGCAUGCUCAACGCCCGCCAGGUCGACCUGUACAGCCGGCAGGUCGACGGCUUCACGUCCAGCGUCAGCGCCAAGAUGUUUGCCGUCCGGGGGAACCUGCUGCCCGAGUAA
This is a messenger RNA of Sporothrix brasiliensis 5110, 1119 nucleotides long. Its product is annotated as translation initiation factor 3 subunit H. The coding region runs from base 1 to 1119 and encodes 372 amino acids. The record is from RefSeq and is a predicted model, not a curated record. Gene Ontology annotation, molecular function: protein binding; translation initiation factor activity; metallopeptidase activity. Gene Ontology annotation, cellular component: eukaryotic 43S preinitiation complex; cytosol; eukaryotic translation initiation factor 3 complex. Lineage: Eukaryota; Fungi; Ascomycota; Sordariomycetes; Ophiostomatales; Ophiostomataceae. The transcript has a single exon.